This is a messenger RNA of Harpegnathos saltator (Jerdon's jumping ant), 1691 nucleotides long. RefSeq lists its product as uncharacterized. The transcript has 6 exons. Bases 214 to 675 code for a protein of 153 amino acids. The record is from RefSeq and is a predicted model, not a curated record. NCBI's taxonomy places the organism in Eukaryota, Metazoa, Arthropoda, Insecta, Hymenoptera, Formicidae. Gene Ontology annotation, molecular function: odorant binding.
AUUCUCUUUUCGUUAUGUCGACUUUUAUGUCGAUGUCACGCAAGAUAACCUCCGACACGGUUGCAACUUGGCCUUAUGUUUUAUCAUUAUACGAUAUACAUAAAUACCGUACAUCGCAAUAUUGACAGCAGUCUAUAGCUGGCCGAGUGCGAAAUAUUAAUCGAUGAUCGGAAACCAUUAUAGUGGAAAAGGAAGCGACUCGUGAACCGAAACAUGAAAGGACCGAUUUUGCUUCUCUUCACUAUUGUCGCUGCCACAAUGAGCUUCGACAUAAAUUACAUACACAAUAUAAUAUCUAUUACCAAUCUGACCAUGGAAGAGUUUCUGUCAUGCAUCAACAAGACACAUAUAAGAUUUGAGGAUAUAAUGCACGUUGAUGCAAUUAUCGAAGAUAAUCUGGAGAUUGAUUUCGAUGACGUGGCUCUUAAAGUUGGUUGCCUGUUCAACUGCAUAUUCGAAAAGAAGGAAAUAAUGACGGGUGCGCAUAUAAAUGUGAACAAGAUAAAGGAGAUAAUGCGUACCAUAAUUGGUGAGGAAGAACAUAACUUAAAGAUACUUGACCCACAUUUCCAAAUACUGGACACUUGUAGCAAUUGGGUUAAAAGUAUAAUUAACAAGUGCGAAGUAAGUCUCAAAUUUAUGACAUGCGGAGCACAUAAAUCGCAAAGAUAUUAAAUUACAUCAAUUUCUAAAAUAUGGACGACUAUCAAACUAUCAUCCUUGCGAACAAUUAGUUGGUAACCUAAAUCUAUCACGGAAAAGGAAGUGAUUCCUAAAUUAAAAUAUGAAAGGAACGUUCCUGCUCCUCUUCACGCCCAUCAUUGCGGUAAGUAUUUACGUAAGCAAAACGCACACGCAAUUAAAGCCCUUCUAUAUUUAUCGUAAUGUCAAGUCUCUGUAGGCGCAGAGAUCGUCGCAACCAUGAUCAUGAAACUCGAAUCGAAUUCAACCGUUACAAAUAUCAUGUCAAUCACAAGCAUCAAUGUAUAAAGAUCGAUUGAUAUAGAAUAACUGUCAUACAAAAAUAAAGUUACAGGAGGAAGAGACGCAGGGACAACAAUAUGAGGCGACUAAUGUUAUUAUUAAGAAUCACGAACAGUAGUAGUAUUGAUCGCGACAGGAUGCGGGCGAGCUACAUAAUAUUAUUUAAAAAUAAAAUUUUAUCCAAAAUGUUAUUUAAAAAUAAAAUCAAACAUGCAUGUGCAAUCUUGAAAUCGCAGCUAUCGUAUCAGUACACGUGAGUCUCUGAGACUCAUAACGUGUGUUUCAUAUAAUAAGUUCGUCUGUAUUAUAAGAGAUAUACUUUUAUAGAACUUUCUUGCAUCUUAAAUCUGUGUUUGAUAAAAAGAUGAUAAUAAAAAUAAUCAUUCAAAGACAUAUUAAUCCUUCGACUUAACAUGAUGUUCAAAGACAUAUUAAUCCUUCGACUUAACAUGAUGAACCCAAACUAGAACUUGGACUUGAAAAUAGUAACACAUGUAUGCACAUAUGUAAAGAAGUAUGUGUAACUCAGUAAUUGUUUACAAUAUUGUUUUACCAAUAUUUGAUUUAUAAAACCACGUAUUUGUUAAAAAGACUCUUUCAGGCAAUUUUACAGAUAAAAUUAGACGCUAGUGCAUUCAAAUUCUCUUAAUUUCAUUUUUGUCUGACGAUGUAUUCACGCGAGUAGAAACACUAUUUGCCGGGGCUCG